GGUCGCGUUCGCGUUCCGCGCAGCCUGUCUCGUCGUUCGCCUGCCCCGUGCGCUCGCUCUUCUUACCCCGCCGCCGCCGCCGCCGCUGCCGCCCGCCGAGCUCGCUCCCUUCCUUCCCUCCCCGCUCGCAGACAUGGCCGAGGCCAAGAACAGCCCCGAGUAUGCUCCGUUUUUCGCCGUCGUAGGCGCCUCGUGCGCCAUGAUCUUCAGCGCCCUGGGUGCCGCCUAUGGCACCGCCAAGAGUGGCACUGGCAUCGCAGCCAUGUCUGUCAUGCGGCCAGAGCUGAUCAUGAAGUCCAUCAUCCCUGUGGUUAUGGCUGGCAUCAUAGCCAUCUACGGCCUGGUGGUGGCCGUCCUCAUCGCCAACUCCCUGACUGAUACCAUCACCCUGUACAGGAGUUUCCUCCAGCUGGGUGCUGGCCUGAGUGUGGGGCUGAGUGGCCUGGCAGCCGGCUUUGCCAUUGGCAUUGUGGGGGACGCCGGUGUGCGGGGCACUGCCCAGCAGCCCCGACUCUUCGUAGGCAUGAUCCUGAUCCUCAUCUUCGCAGAGGUGCUGGGUCUCUACGGUCUCAUCGUGGCUCUCAUCCUCUCCACAAAGUAGCCCCUUCCUGAGCACCGCAGCCACAGAAUACGAUGUAAAGACCACCCCUCCUCAUUCCAGAACGAACAGCCUGACACACGCACGGGCAGCUGCCCCCUCCGUAGUUGGUCUUGUAAAUGCGCAGUGUCCUAGUGCCCAUCGUUUGUUGCCCCUGCCUGGCCCCUGCUGCCUUGUGCUGUGGACAUCUGGGCCCACUCAUCUCCCAUCCUGGCCCCUGACCAGUGAGGAUGCUGGCCUCUGGCUGCCCCACCCGUUGCCCUAGAGUGCUCUGUGUAUAAGGAUGAAUAGAGUUGUCAUUUUUCUCUUCACUGGAUGUUUAUUUAUAAAAAGAUUUGACCUGUUCAUGCAUUUGUGGAGCAGCCCAUCUCCCAACUAUAUAGUAAUCAUUAGUAGAGUGUUGCCUUGUGGGGCUCCUUUCUGAGAUUCCCUGGGUGGAACACCGCCUCCAGCCUUGGGCUGCCAGGCUGGAGGGCAGAGUGCUCUCCUGCCGAGCUGUGUCCAAUAAAGUUCUCGGACGUGA
This is a messenger RNA of Jaculus jaculus (lesser Egyptian jerboa), 1121 nucleotides long. It is a transcript of the gene Atp6v0c, whose product is annotated as ATPase H+ transporting V0 subunit c. Bases 134 to 601 code for a protein of 155 amino acids. Gene Ontology annotation, molecular function: proton-transporting ATPase activity, rotational mechanism. Lineage: Eukaryota; Metazoa; Chordata; Mammalia; Rodentia; Dipodidae. The record is from RefSeq and is a predicted model, not a curated record. The transcript has 3 exons. Gene Ontology annotation, cellular component: proton-transporting V-type ATPase, V0 domain. Gene Ontology annotation, biological process: proton transmembrane transport.